CUCCCGCCUGGCUUGCUGCGCUUGGCUUUGGCCUUGCGCCUCCCUCAGCUCCCUUCUCCGCCCCCCUCUGCCCUCCCCUUUCCUCUCUCUCUCUUUCUUUCUCUCCCUCCCUGCCUCCCUCCUCUUCCUCCUCCUCCUCCCCCUCCUGCCGCCGCUACCGCUGCAGCUGCCAGACCUCGCCAGUUCAGACCCACGGGGCUGCCCUCCCCAGCGCACUCCCCUCGCUGUCGGGGCCUGGAGCGCAGCGCGGCAGCGCAGAUUCACGAUGUUGAAGGUCCUUUCCCUGACUAUGCUGACCCUGGCUCUGGUCAAGUCACAGGACACGGAAGAAACCAUCACGUACACGCAAUGCACAGAUGGAUAUGAGUGGGAUCCUGUAAGACAGCAGUGCAAAGAUAUUGAUGAAUGUGACAUUGUCCCAGAUGCUUGCAAAGGUGGAAUGAAAUGUGUCAACCACUAUGGAGGUUAUCUGUGCCUUCCUAAAACAGCCCAGAUUAUUGUCAAUAAUGAACAACCUCAGCGAGAAACACCAGCAGGUGAAGGUGCAGGUGCAGCUGCAAAUGCAGCGGCAACCUCAGGGGCAGCCCCUGGGAGUGCAGCUGCCAGUGGCAUGGCUGCCAGCGGAGUGGUGCCCGGGGGCAGUUUGGUUGUCAGUGCUGCUGCUGUCGCAGGCCCUGAAGUGCAGACUGGGCGAAACAACUUUGUCAUUCGGCGGAACCCAGCUGACCCUCAGCGCUUUCCCUCUAACCCCUCUCACCGCAUCCAGUGUGCAACGGGCUACGAGCAGAGCGAGCAAAAUGUGUGCCAAGACAUAGAUGAGUGCACUGCAGGAACACACAACUGUCGAGCAGACCAGGUGUGUAUCAAUUUACGAGGCUCCUUCACCUGUCAGUGCCCACCAGGGUAUCAGAAGCGAGGAGAGCAGUGUGUUGAUAUAGAUGAAUGCACCAUCCCUCCAUAUUGUCAUCAAAGAUGUGUGAACACGCCAGGCUCAUUUUAUUGCCAGUGCAGUGCUGGGUUUCAGUUGGCAGCAAACAACUACACCUGUGUAGAUAUAAAUGAAUGUGAUGCCAGCAAUCAAUGUGCUCAGCAAUGCUACAAUAUUCUCGGUUCAUUCAUCUGUCAUUGUAAUCAAGGAUACGAGCUAAGCAGUGACAGGCUCAACUGUGAAGAUAUUGAUGAAUGCAGAACCUCCAGCUACCUGUGUCAAUAUCAAUGUGUCAAUGAACCUGGGAAAUUCUCAUGUAUGUGCCCUCAGGGAUACCAAGUGGUGAGAAGCAGAACAUGUCAGGAUAUAAAUGAGUGUGAGACUACAAAUGAAUGCCGGGAGGAUGAAAUGUGUUGGAAUUAUCAUGGUGGCUUCCGCUGCUAUCCACGAAAUCCUUGUCAAGAUCCCUACAUUCUAACAUCAGAGAAUCGAUGUGUUUGCCCAGUCUCAAACGCUGUGUGCCGAGAACUUCCCCAGUCCAUAGUCUACAAAUACAUGAGCAUCCGAUCUGAUAGGUCUGUGCCAUCAGACAUCUUCCAGAUACAGGCCACGACUAUUUAUGCCAACACUAUCAAUACUUUUAGGAUUAAAUCUGGAAACGAAAAUGGAGAGUUCUACCUAAGACAAACAAGCCCUGUAAGUGCAAUGCUUGUGCUGGUGAAGUCGCUAACAGGACCGAGGGAGUACAUCGUGGACCUGGAGAUGAUGACAGUCAGCAGUAUAGGAACAUUCCGCACAAGCUCAGUGUUAAGAUUGACAAUAAUAGUGGGGCCAUUUUCAUUUUAGUCUUUCAUUAGAGUCCACCACAGACAUUUAAAUCAGCCAAAGAGUAUUGUUACUUUAAAGCACUAUUUUAUUUAUAGACAUAUCUAGUACCAUCUACAUCUAUAUUCUGUACACUCACCCAUAAUUCAAACAAUUACACUAUGGUAUAAAAUGGGCAUUUAAUCUGUAAAUAUUCAAAGUUUGUCUUAGUUACUGUAUGUAAAUUAGACAUUAAUCCACUACACUGGUCUUGUCCAAGACAGCUAUACAUACACUAUACAGUGAAAUUUGGAUUCUUUCCUGCAAAAGUGGGGCCAGGCAAUGAUGAUCUUGUGUGGUGCUUAAGAAACUUUUACUACAGCUCCACUGACAGUCUCAAAGGAAGCGGCCAUCCUAACAGUGAAUAGCAUGCAAGGGCUAGAAUGAGUUUUUUUAACUGCUUUGUAAGAAAAUGAAAAAAAAUCAAUAAAGAUAUAUUUCUUUAGAAAAUGAGGAGCUACCAUAUUUGUUUUGAUUUUUAUUUUAUGAUCUAAAGGUCUAAAGGUAGUUGUUUAUUACACAGUAAUACGUCAUUAUAUAAUAUGCUGAUUCAGUAGGAUAUUUUAAAUCUUGUCAGAAAUUUUUAUUAUGAAUGUUAAGAAAAAGUAAGCAAAACUCUCCCAAAAUGAAUAAUGUAUCCCCUGGAAAUUUAUUCUAUUGAGAAAUCUAAUGGAGGAGACAAGAAAACAAAUCCUUUCUAAACUACAUUGGCUGAUCUGAAGAGCAAACUCAGUAAAUGUAAUAAGGUCCCCUGAAUUCAAGACUUCUACAGGAUAUGAAGAAAAAUGAAGAAAGGAAGUUUUAAUUUAUGGAUAACAUUAAGAUCCUGCAGCUUUACUUCCUAAUAAGUAAAAUUUCUCAUCUCUGUACUCAAUGCUCACAGAGGAAAAGAAUGGUGAUGGUUCUUAUUUCCAGCAUCAGAGGGACAAUGAACUAAAACAAAUUACCCUCCCUCCCAAUUCUAAGAAAAGGCUUUAUGUCUUCUUAUUUGUUUGAAAUGUAACCACUUCACUUUGUUGUAUCAUAUUUUUAAAUAAAAAUAAAUACUCUUUUAGAGGAUCA
Messenger RNA from Choloepus didactylus (southern two-toed sloth), 2854 nucleotides. RefSeq names its product EGF containing fibulin extracellular matrix protein 1 (gene EFEMP1). Bases 266 to 1774 code for a protein of 502 amino acids. Gene Ontology annotation, molecular function: calcium ion binding. The record is from RefSeq and is a predicted model, not a curated record. NCBI's taxonomy places the organism in Eukaryota, Metazoa, Chordata, Mammalia, Pilosa, Megalonychidae. The transcript is spliced from 11 exons.